Messenger RNA from Tinamus guttatus (white-throated tinamou), 1658 nucleotides. NCBI's taxonomy places the organism in Eukaryota, Metazoa, Chordata, Aves, Tinamiformes, Tinamidae. The record is from RefSeq and is a predicted model, not a curated record.
CAUUGGAAAAGCACAGUAGUGGCUUCCCAUUUACUUCAAUGUCAGUUUGCUGCUAAUGGGUGUGAGUAAAUUGGAUGUAUUAUAUAGAAAACUUCUCCUCACUAAACUCUUCAUCAGAGGAUGGGGAAAGCCAGAAGAUCUGAAAAGAAUAUUUGAAUUCAGAAAGAUUAUUGGAAACAGGGAAAAAUGUCAGAGGCUGGUUUCGAAAGAUUACCCAGUAUUCAUCGACAAGGUUGAGGAGCAGUCAGACUGUAAAAUCCUUGAGGGUCACUUUAUUUCCCCUUUGGCUCACUAUGUUCCAGGUAUCCUGCCAGUUGAAUCUCUUAUAGCAAGAUUUCAGUUCAUUAUACCCAGAAGAUGGAACAGCAAACACAGACCAGUGUGCAUUCAUUUAGCGGGCACUGGAGACCAUCACUUCUGGAGGAGACGCACAUUAAUGGCCCGCCCAAUGAUUAAAGAAGCUUGUAUGGCUUCUCUACUGCUAGAAAAUCCUUAUUAUGGCUGUAGAAAACCUAAGGAUCAAUUGCGGUCGUGUUUAAAAAAUGUCUCGGACCUGUUUGUGAUGGGAGGAGCUCUUGUUCUAGAAUCGGCAGCUCUUUUGCACUGGCUAGAAAGAGAAGGCUAUGGACCACUAGGGAUGACUGGAAUAUCCAUGGGAGGACAUAUGGCUUCACUGGCAGUGACAAAUUGGCCUAAACCGUUGCCAUUGAUUCCAUGUCUUUCCUGGUCAACAGCUUCUGCUGUCUUCACCACGGGUGUGUUGAGCAAGGCCGUGAACUGGAGAGAGCUAGAAAAACAGUAUUUUACACAGACUGUUUAUGAAGAAGAAAUCAUUCAAAUGCUUGAAUAUUGUGGAACAGAUUCCUUCAAAAUGGGACAAGAUUUUGUUAAAAACUUCCCUGACAGUGUAGGUAGUCUAGGGGACAUAGACCUGACUUCUGGAAUGUUCAACUUUGAGGAAUCAAACAAAACUGUAUCUAAUGAAGCUGGUCACUGCUUUACCACAAAUAAAAGUACUCUAAGUGCCUCAUCAGAAAGACUCUUAAUACAAGAUGCUUCUAAAAUGCAAUGUAUAAAUCAAACAUUUUCAACCAGUAGCAAUAGCAAUAAAAACUUAACCUGUCAGCAAGGACACAAGAUAAAUGAAAGAAGAAAGAGUGACACUUUACAGAGGGAAUCGCUCCGCUUCAUGAAAGGAGUUAUGGAUGAAUGUACCCAUGUAGCCAACUUUUCAGUUCCAGUUGACCCAAGUUUAAUCAUAGUUGUGCAAGCGAAGGAGGAUGCAUAUAUUCCUCGAACUGGGGUGCGCAGUCUUCAAGAAAUCUGGCCUGGAUGUGAAAUCAGGUAUCUGGAGGGAGGUCAUGUCAGUGCCUAUCUCUUCAAACAAGGACUCUUUAGGCAAGCUAUUUAUGAUGCAUUUGACCGUUUUCUUCAGAAAUAUGCUGUUUAGCGGUCUUUAUGAAGUAUUCAAACUGAUCUCGCUUGUACUUCCCUGUAUUGGAAUUUUGUGUUUGAAAAAUAAGGCUCUUGUAAAGUUAAAUGGAUGGUCACUGACUCUGAAUGUUGUAGCUAACAAGUAUCAAAAAUGGUAAAGUACCAAUAUUGGUUUCAUUUAAACUAAAUGAUGUUCUGACAUGCUUGCUUCAGCUUUACCUGUG